CUACUGAUCUGACAGCUGUGCGCGUACAAGCAGCAUAUGAGACAGGAGAGCUAGGCUAGCAAGCUUACUAGCUAGCUAGCUUUGCAAGAACUAGGACAACGUUCAUGGGGUGGAGAGGACUAGCUUCGUUGCUCGCCCAUACACUGACAACAUUUGCUUAAUCUACGUUUUAAGAUAAAAUCUCCGGUCAGAGAGACCAGGACUGUUUACCUAGCUUGCCAACACAGCUAUCUUGCAGAUCCGUAUCUUGUGGACGUUGUCAGAGCAAGCUUUAAGAAGCUAGCUAGCUAGCCGUCUAAAGAGAAGCCCAUUCAGACAGACUACCGGACCGUAACAUCAAGAUGAAGAACGAGGGUAUUGAAGGCACCGAGAGGUUUCUUAGUCCAGGCAAAGGAAGGGGACUGCGGUCCGUUAAACACUUUGCGGUUGGAGACCUCGUGUUCAGCUGUCCAGCUUUCUCGUACGUGCUGACAGUGAACGAGAGGGGGGCACACUGUGAAUUCUGCUUCACCAGGAGGGAAGGUCUUUCCAAGUGUGGCAAGUGUAAACAAGCCUACUACUGUAAUAUCGACUGUCAGAAGGGGGACUGGACCAUGCACAAGCUGGAGUGCUCUGCCAUGUGCUCCUAUGGAGAGAACUGGUGUCCUUCAGAGACUGUCAGACUGGUGGCCAGAAUCAUCAUGAAACAGAAAGUCACCACAGAGCCAACACCGUCCGAGAGGCUGCUGUUACUCACCGAGUUUGAAGCUCAUCUAGAUAAGUUGGACAACGAGAAGGAUGAGAUGAACCAGACAGACAUUGCAGCCCUCCACCACUUCUACUCCAAACACAUCGACUUCCCUGACGACCAGGCUCUCACUGUGCUGUUUGGACAGGUCAACUGUAACGGCUUCACCAUAGAGGAUGAGGAGCUGUCUCACCUGGGCUCUGCUGUGUUCCCAGACGUAGCUCUGAUGAACCACAGCUGUAGUCCCAACGUCAUUGUCACCUACAAGGGGACCGUGGCGGAGGUGAGGGCGGUCCAGGAGAUCAACCCUGGAGACGAGGUGUUUAACAGCUACAUCGACCUGCUCUAUCCGACAGAGGACAGGCAGGAGCGACUUGUCGACUCCUAUUUCUUCUCCUGCGAGUGUACAGAGUGCAGCACCAAGUCUAAGGACAAGGCUAAGAUGGAGCUCCGUAAGAAGCUCAGUCCUCCUCCGAAGCUCGAGGAUGUUCGAGUGAUGGUCCUCUACGCGAAGAACGUCAUCGAGGAGUUCCGUCGAGCCAAGCACUACAAAACCCCUAGUGAGCUGCUGGAAAUCUGUGAGCUGAGCCAGGAGAAGAUGGGCUCCAUGUUUGCAGACACCAAUGUGUACAUGCUGCACAUGAUGUACCAGGCCAUGGGGGUGUGUCUGUACAUGCAGGACUGGGACGGAGCCAUGAGCUACGGGGAGAAGAUCAUCCACCCUUACAGUGUCCACUACCCAGCCUACUCUCUGAACGUGGCCUCCAUGUACCUGAAGCUGGGCCGUCUGUGCCUGGGUCUGGAGAGGAAGGCUCAGGGGGUGAAGGCCUUGAAGAAGGCGAUCGCCAUCAUGGAGGUGGCUCACGGCAAGGAUCACCACUACGUCUCCGAGGUCAGACGAGAAGUGGAGGAGCAGAAGUAAGGAUGGAGCGGAGGAGGAGGAAAGGAGGAGGAAGAGGAGGAGGAAAGAUGAAGGAGAACAAGAGCCAGUGGUGGAAUUGAGCCAGAGACCUCCUUAACAAGCGACAAAACGAUAGCAGCACGGCAUGCAUCUUACAGUAUACCUCUCUCUCUCUCUCUUUUUUACAUCUCCCUCUCAGUCCUAUCUUUUAGCCAAGGUGAUGUCAUCAUAUCAGUUCUCAUACCAGAGCCCUGUUUGGCCUCGUCGAGGAUUCCUUCCUGCUUUGACUGUCAUCUAGCUGCCUGGACGGCUGAAAAGGCCUAGCACCUGUCACCACGUGGCUCUGCUCAAGGCCUCUGUUCAAGGCCUCUGUUCAAGGCCUCUGUUCAAGGCCUCUGUUCAAGGCCUCUGUUCAAGGCCUCUGUUCAAGGCCUCUGUUCAAGGCCUCUGUUCAAGGCCUCUGUUCAAGGCCUCUGUUCAAGGCCUCUGUUCAAGGCCUCUGUUCAAGGCCUCUGUUCAAGGCCUCUGUUCAAGGCAUCUGUUCAAGGCCUCUGUUCAAGGCCCUCACCCAGGGAUGCUAGUGUGACAGGCCUGGUUCAGCUGGGCCUUCUGCUUCCUGGUCUCUGUUCUGCUUCUGGGUUAACUAGCAAAUCAUGCACUGUGCUCUUGGAAUCUUUUAAACGUAAUUAACAUCUCCUCUUGGUAUGUAUUGUAAA
Hypomesus transpacificus is the source of this 2344-nucleotide messenger RNA. Its product is annotated as N-lysine methyltransferase SMYD2-A-like. Gene Ontology annotation, molecular function: protein binding. The coding region runs from base 342 to 1649 and encodes 435 amino acids. Gene Ontology annotation, cellular component: nucleus. NCBI's taxonomy places the organism in Eukaryota, Metazoa, Chordata, Actinopteri, Osmeriformes, Osmeridae. The transcript is spliced from 12 exons. The record is from RefSeq and is a predicted model, not a curated record.